Penicillium macrosclerotiorum is the source of this 2094-nucleotide messenger RNA. RefSeq lists its product as uncharacterized. Lineage: Eukaryota; Fungi; Ascomycota; Eurotiomycetes; Eurotiales; Aspergillaceae. The coding region runs from base 1 to 2094 and encodes 697 amino acids. The record is from RefSeq and is a predicted model, not a curated record. The transcript is spliced from 5 exons.
AUGAACUCGGCUCGUGUGCUUGCUUGUUCCGGGCAUCGUCUCAGUCGAUUCAUGUCCCUGCGAACAGUCCGUGACCUCUCGGCGCGCAAUCGAUUGGGUCAAAUGGCCUCCCAUAUGUCUAGUGCCAGCAAACCCGGGGCCUUGUCCCUAGCGGAUCUGCCCAAAUCUAAUGUGUUCACAUCAAAACUCCCACCAGACCCAGCGUUUGAGACGCCGGAGGCCUCGCACAAGGCACCGCGGGAAACGUUGGGACCGCGUAUGGUCAAGGGGGCGUUAUUCACCUAUGUUCGGCCGGAAGAAGUGGAGGGGCCGGAGCUCCUCGGAGUGAGCCCGAGAGCGAUGGAGGACUUGGGUCUGAAGUCCGAAGAGGCGCAAACCCCGCAGUUCAAAGCGUUGGUUGCCGGGAAUGAAUUUGCCUGGACAGAGGAAAAAGGGGGUAUAUACCCGUGGGCACAGUGUUACGGUGAGACCGAAACACGAGAAGAAAUCCUAAAUACUAAAACAUCGACUCCAGGAUGGCAAUUAUAUAAGCUAAGAUUCCACAGCGGUUCUUGGGCUGGGCAGCUUGGAGACGGACGGGCGAUCAGUCUGUUUGAAUCAACCAAUCCACAGACAAAGACGCGGUACGAGCUGCAAUUGAAGGGCGCCGGAAAAACACCAUAUUCGCGCUUCGCAGACGGAAAAGCAGUUUUACGGUCAAGUAUUCGUGAAUACAUCGUUUCAGAAGGUAAAUCGAUGCAGUGCAUUAUGGGAUCUCAAACACAGUUCACUGAUGAAACUCUUCUAGCUCUCAAUGCCCUGGGCGUUCCCACCACUCGUGCGCUGUCCUUGACUCUCUUGCCAAAGGCCAAGGUGUUACGGGAGCGGCUGGAACCUGGAGCGAUUGUGGCUCGAUUUGCCGAAAGUUGGCUGCGCAUUGGGACUUUCGAUAUCCUUCGGGCGCGUGGGGAUCGUGAUCUGAUCCGGCGGCUGUCCACGUACAUCGCUGAGGACGUCUUUGGCGGAUGGGAGACCCUACCCGCCGUCGUAUCGGUGAAAGAAGGACAGACCGCGGCCGAGCUGGACAAUCCCCAGCGAGGCGUCCCUCGGGACGAAGUACAGGAACACCAGAGUAUUGAAGAGAAUCGCUUUGCCCGGCUAUACCGAGAGAUCGCUCGCCGGAAUGCGAAGACCGUGGCUGCCUGGCAAGCCUAUGGCUUCAUGAAUGGUGUGUUGAAUACUGACAAUACCUCGAUCUACGGACUUUCCCUAGACUAUGGACCAUUCGCCUUUAUGGACAACUUUGACCCCCAGUAUACUCCUAACCAUGACGAUCACAUGCUACGCUACGCAUACAGGAACCAGCCCAGCAUUAUCUGGUGGAACCUGGUCCGACUGGGAGAGUCUCUUGGAGAGUUGUUCGGGGCCGGGGCCAAAGUGGACGAUGAAAGCUUCGUGAAGAACGGGGUGACCGAGGAGAUGGAGUCCGAACUCGUCAAACGAGCGGAAACUAUCAUCGACCGGGCCGGCGAAGAAUACAAGGCCGUCUUUUUGAAUGAAUACAAGCGCCUGAUGAGUCGACGACUCGGCCUCAAGACACAGAAGGAAUCCGACUUCCAGGAACUCUUUUCCGAGAUGCUCGACACGCUGGAGGCGCUGGAGCUGGACUUUAACCACUUUUUCCGCCGCCUGUCUGGAUUACCGCUUUCUGAUCUGGAGACGGAGGAGAAGCGCGCUGCCGCAGCAUCGGUUUUCUUCCAUGCCGAGGGAUUUGGGGGCAUUGGAUACACCGACGAGUCAGCCCGGGCUCGCGUUGCGAAAUGGCUCGAGAACUGGCAGACCCGCAUCCUGGAGGACUGGGGGCCAAAUGGCGAUGGCGAGAGACAGGCAGCGAUGAAGGCCGUCAACCCUAAUUUCGUGCCAAGAGGCUGGGUUCUGGACGAAGUGAUCGAGCGAGUGGAGCGUAAAGGCGACCGAGAGAUUCUAGGGCGGGUGAUGCAGAUGAGCCUGGAUCCAUUCCGGGACGAAUGGGGCCUUCAUAAGGAGGAAGAAGAGCGGUUCUGUGGCGAUGUGCCCAAGUACAAGCGAGCGAUGAUGUGCAGCUGCAGCUCAUGA